GACGCGUUCGAUUUCCUCUUCCUUUUCGCAAAGAAACGGCUGGUCCCUCUCUCCUUGCGUAUUUAACGAUUUAGCUUUCACCGCAAUGGACACCAAUGACGCACCAAUCUUUUCUGCCGUUUCCAAUUUCACCCAUCAUCUCUACCUUAUAGUACGAUGCAUUGGCUUUGCCUCGAAAGCCGCAAUUCAAAUCACCCCACAAGGCAUACGCUUCUCUGCCGAAGAUGGGAGGGUCAUGCAAGGUCUCGCGUUUCUGGAUAAAACGCUGUUCGCCAAUUAUGUUUUUAAUCCUGUACCUAGCGACAAUGGUGUGGCUACCGAUACAGACCUUGUCGAGGAGGAAUUAGAUACUGCAGCAUAUCCACGAUUUCUAAUUUCGCUUACUGCUCUAAUUGAGACUCUUCAGAUCUUCGGGUUGAGCGAUGCUCCUCAUCACUCUAACCCGAUAUCAAACCCGAUAACUGGCCCAGCAUCUAACGCUUUCUCCGCACCGGCUUUGCUUCUCAACCGUACCUGCACCAUAAGCUACCUGAGACCUGGAUCUCCAUUGUGCAUUACCCUUAGCGAAGCUGGCGUUACUACGACAUGUGAAUUGACAACUUACGAGCCUGAUAAUCCGGAAUUUGAGUCUUCAGAAGAUGUUGAUAUUCCCCUUCAACGAGAUGCCAUCCUGUUCAAGAUUAUCAUGCGCUCUCUUUGGUUGCACAAUGCUAUUAUGGAACUAGAUUCUACCAACCCGUCCGUCUUGACGAUAACCGCUUCUCCGAAGAAGGCCCCCUAUUUUGCACUUUCUGCCUCUGGUGGCCCAUUCGGCGAAUCAACUGUUGAAUUCUCAAUUGACAAAGAAUCGGAUGCUCUCGCUGAUCCCUCAUACAAGUCCCUGAAUGAUAAUGGAAGUUCCAGGCAGCCAAAACGAGGCAAGCUGGCUCCUUCGGUAGCAGAGACAUUUCUAGUUCAUCCGCCUUCGUCAAGAGCCAGGGUGCGUCAGAGCUACCGGUUUGCGCUUGUCCGAAAAGCACUGCGUGCUAUGGCCGCAGCGAGCAAAGUUAGUAUUCGUGGGGAUAGUCAAGGUGUGUUGAGUAUUCAGUUUAUGAUUGAACUUGGAGAAGUGGUCUCGGAGCCCGAUGGGUCAACCAAGACACAGCAGGUACCAGGUACUCUCGACAAUGUCAGCUUCGUGGAUUUUAGGUUUGUUCCAUUGGUUGAUGAUGAAGCGAACGAUGGUGAAGGAGGCGAAUUAGGAGAAUAAAGUCACGGAGGCUUUUAUUUUGGCACAUCUAGCAAAUGUAUGGCCCACCUGCUGCAUUAAUACAUGUGUAUAUUUUAUCCUUGUACGGAGUAGAGUUCGUGUAUUCCAUUAACUAUAUGACUGGCUAUCAAUCUUCAACCACUCUAUGUCUGGGCUCUAGAAAACAUGUUAUCAUGACUUAACUACUCAAAUCAUCAACUUAACUUUGAGGCAUUUUGGAUUUUAGCAAUAUAAAAAUUUGUCAUCAUGAACAACUAA
Messenger RNA from Coccidioides immitis RS, 1507 nucleotides. Its product is annotated as DNA repair protein Rad1. Gene Ontology annotation, cellular component: checkpoint clamp complex. Gene Ontology annotation, biological process: DNA repair; DNA damage checkpoint signaling. The transcript has a single exon. The record is from RefSeq and is a predicted model, not a curated record. Lineage: Eukaryota; Fungi; Ascomycota; Eurotiomycetes; Onygenales; Onygenaceae. Bases 86 to 1249 code for a protein of 387 amino acids.